AUGGACAUAAUGGUCAAAACUACUACUGUCACUCUUUUUCUUUGUCUUCUUCUGUUUCCUAUUGUCUUUUCCACACCCAAUGACAGAUUGGUCAGAAUUGGACUCAAAAAGAGAAAGUUUGACCGAAACAAUCGGUUGGCUGCCCACCAUGAUUCCAAGGAGGGAGAGGCAUUGAGAGCUUCUCUUAGAGAGUAUCAUCUUCAUGGGAACUUACGGGAAUCAGAGGACAUUGAUAUAGUGUCACUAAAGAACUACAUGGAUGCUCAGUACUUUGGUGAGAUUGGUAUUGGCACUCCUCCACAGAACUUCACUGUGAUUUUUGACACUGGUAGUUCUAAUUUGUGGGUGCCUUCAUCUAAGUGUUAUUUCUCGAUAGCUUGCUAUCUCCAUUCAAGAUAUAAAUCGAGCCAUUCAAGUACUUACAAGGCUAAUGGUAAACCAGCAGAUAUCCAAUAUGGCACUGGAGCUAUUUCUGGAUUCUUUAGUGAGGACCAUGUAACAGUUGGUGAUCUUGUAGUUAAAAGUCAGGAAUUUAUUGAGGCAACAAGGGAGCCUAGCCUAACAUUUUUGGUUGCCAAGUUUGAUGGUAUACUUGGACUUGGAUUUCAAGAGAUUUCAGUUGGAAAUGCUGUGCCUCUGUGGUACAAUAUGGUCAAUCAAGGUCUUGUUAAGGAACCGGUUUUUUCAUUUUGGUUUAACCGCAAUCCUGAGGAUGAUAUAGGUGGAGAAGUGGUUUUUGGUGGGAUGGAUCCAAAACAUUACAAGGGGGAUCACACUUAUGUUCCUGUAACACGGAAAGGAUACUGGCAGUUUGAUAUGGGUGAUGUCCUGAUUGGUGACCAAACAACUGGACUUUGUGCCGGUGGCUGCAGUGCUAUCGCUGAUUCCGGGACUUCCUUGUUGACUGGUCCCACGGCUAUUAUUGCUCAAGUCAAUCAUGCUAUUGGAGCAACAGGGGUUGUAAGUCAAGAAUGUAAGGCUGUAGUUUCAGAAUAUGGAGAAACAAUAAUUGAUAUGAUAUUAGCAAAGGACCAACCACUGAAAAUUUGCUCACAAAUAGGUUUGUGCACAUUUGAUGGAACUCGAGGUGUAAGUAUGGGGAUUGAAAGCGUUGUGAAUGAGAAUGCUGGAAAAGCGUCUGGCAAUUUUCGUGAUGCAAUGUGUUCCACCUGUGAGAUGGCUGUUAUUUGGAUGCAAAACCAGAUUAAGCAGAACCAGACACAGGAGCGUAUACUUGAAUAUGUCAAUCAGCUCUGUGAUCGGUUGCCUAGUCCGAUGGGAGAAUCAGCUGUGGAUUGUAACAGUCUAUCUUCUUUGCCUAAUGUCUCCUUCACAAUUGGUGGAAAGAUAUUUGAGCUUACCCCUGAGCAGUAUGUCCUGAAAGUGGGCGAGGGAGAUGUAGCCCAAUGCAUUAGUGGAUUCACUGCUCUGGAUGUACCACCUCCUCGCGGACCUCUCUGGAUCCUGGGCGACGUGUUCAUGGGCCAGUUCCAUACAGUUUUUGACUAUGGGAACAUGCGAGUUGGAUUUGCCGAGGCUGCAUAAGUGAAACUUUUCUACGUUUAAACACCUUAGUUUAAUGCAGUUGUUAAUAUUACUCUUAAAAAGUGUGGGAUUAAGUAUCAAAUGAUAAUUGCAUGUAAAUACCUAUGCAACAUGAUCUCUGAUUUUCACCAGAUUGUUGCUUGUGGUGGCUACUUGAACGAGGAAUGUUGAACUUUGUGUUUCUUCUUGUUAAAUAUCAAGUUUGUUCGAUCGUUCAUGUACUUUAAAAUCAA
This is a messenger RNA of Durio zibethinus, 1778 nucleotides long. The record is from RefSeq and is a predicted model, not a curated record. NCBI's taxonomy places the organism in Eukaryota, Viridiplantae, Streptophyta, Magnoliopsida, Malvales, Malvaceae.